AUGUCCAACGUCCGCGGGCCGACGUCGGCUUUGACCGAGUUCCUGAGGGAGCGCGGUAUCAGUGCAAGAAACACCAACCGUUUCCGCCGACGAGAUCAGGAUCAGACAGAUGCAGCAGCAGCAGCAGCCGCAGCGGACAGCCCGCAAGCUGCCUCGGCCUCCCCUUCUGCUGCUUCUCCAUCGGCAGCUCCGCGCCCUCGACGCCCCUUGGCCCGCAGCGGCAGCUCUAUGAACUUCGAAGAGGAUGACGAGACGGACGAAGAUCUACCCGAAGCUGCCACCUCAACGGCCGAGGCGAGCACCAGCUCCAGCAGACCAACUCGAGGCAACGGAAAGAAGCGCGCCUCGCAGACUGAAGUUGCCGCCGAGGCCAGCAGCAGCAGCACAACUAACGGCAACGGCAAGAAGAAGCUCAAGAAGGGCGACGAAGAUGACGAUGACUACAAUCCAAAGGGGAAGAAGGGCCCUGCGCCCGACGACUGGGAAGACGCCAUCGGUCUGCCUCAAGCCAGCAGCUCCCGUGCCAAUCACUCCUACGCCAACCGCAAACCCGGUAGCAUCUCCUAUUGCGGCAUGUGCAAGAUGAAGUUUACCAUCACCUCGUACACCAAGAUGUCCGACAAGGGUCCGCUUUGCCAUCGCUGUGGCCCGACCUACAAGGGCAACGGAACGGGCCCGGACGCAAAGGCAAAGCCCGCGCCGAAGAAGAAGCAAGUCCGUCGCAAGAACCUGCAGGACGGCCUGCGACAGAGCUUCCCCAGUCUACAGAGCUACUGCAUCGAGGUCGUCAGUCGUCACAUCGAGGAUGUCGAGGCUCUGGGCCAGAUCGGCUUCGUCAAUCUGGACGCCAUCAGCAAGUCGAUCUCUAAGAACCGCAGUCUGAACCCGACGACACUGCAACUCUUCCUGUCCCCGUCGAUCACCACCCUCUCGCUGUACGAUUGCAGCAAGCUUACCAGUGAGUCCUUGCAAAGCAUUGCUACCUUUGCACCCAACCUCGAGCACAUCAAUCUGCAGCUCUGUGGUAUGCUGGACAACGACGCCAUGGACGUGUGGGCACAGAAGCUUCCCAAGCUCAAGAGUGUUGAGCUCUACGGACCUUUCCUGGUGCGCAAGGAGGCCUGGCAUCGCUUCUUUGAAGCUGUCGGACCCCGUCUGGAGAGCUUCAAGAUACGAGAAUCGCCGCGAUUCGAUUUGUCGUGCGCCGAAGCGAUGGUGAAGCACUGCCCCAACCUUCGCGAGCUUGGCUUGGCGCAGAUUGGUCCGCUGGACAAGACGAUGCUGCAGCCUCUCGAGAGCUAUGGCGAGCAGCUCACGUAUCUCGAUGUCUCGGACCCAGGCGUGUCCGCUCCGGGUAUUCCGCCCAAGUCGCUGGAAGACGACGAGGUGGUCAGCCUGCUCAAGGCCGUGGGCAAGAAUCUGACGCAUCUCGAUGUAUCCAAGAACAUUGAUCUCACCGACCGCAUCGUCAAGGAGGCGAUCACGCCGUACUGUCGCAAAGUCAAGACGCUUCGCCUGAUCGGUCUCGAGAAGAUUGAAGCCGAGACAAUGGCGGGCAUGUUCAACGACUGGGUAAGCGAAGGAGUCUCAGGUGUCUCUCAUUUGCACCUGGAUCGAAUGCUCAAGCUCGACGACAGCUUGAUGGAACCGAUGCUCAAGCACUCGGGGCCUGAGCUGGUCGAGCUAUCGCUCAACUCGGUGGAUGGCAUCACCGACAAGGGCCUCGAAAUUCUCGCCAAUGCGAAGAACCUGCCGGUGCUGGAGACGCUGGACCUCUCCUUCGUACGAGCGGUGGAUGACGACAGCCUGGAGAAGAUCUGCAAGAACCUGAACAGCCUCAAGAAGGUGUUCGUGUUUGGCUGCAACCGCAUCAGCGAUUUCCUCAAGUCGGAGCGGGUCAGAAUCGUUGGCAAGGAGAAGUAUGCCACCUGA
This is a messenger RNA of Kalmanozyma brasiliensis GHG001, 1932 nucleotides long. RefSeq names its product Leucine-rich repeat, cysteine-containing subtype. Lineage: Eukaryota; Fungi; Basidiomycota; Ustilaginomycetes; Ustilaginales. The record is from RefSeq and is a predicted model, not a curated record. Gene Ontology annotation, cellular component: SCF ubiquitin ligase complex. The transcript has a single exon. Gene Ontology annotation, biological process: SCF-dependent proteasomal ubiquitin-dependent protein catabolic process. Bases 1 to 1932 code for a protein of 643 amino acids.